AUGUCUGGAAAGGGAAUGAAAACUUUAUUUUUAUUUUAUUCCAAAAAUGACAUUAUUGGAGCCUCAAGUGAGGCACCCUCGACGGAGCCAACGGUUGAUGAUAAAGAAGAAGAGCAACAUUCUCCUAAAAUUCAAAAGGUCAAUGAUACCGUAUCUUAUGAUCCGGGAUUACGUCAAGCAAUAUGGAAAUAUCCAUAUAAAGAACAAGAUGAGGUUCAACAUCGUUACAUAGCAAUAGGGCCAUGCCAACCAAACCUCCAAGAAUAUCCAAGAAAUGAAGAUGGGCGUAGCUUUCGAUAUGAUUGGUUCAAGACUUAUGAUUGGUUAGAAUAUUCUGAAACAACUGACCGUGCCUAUUGCUUUCCUUGUUUUCUUUUUGAGAGCAAUUCCUCCCAACAACAUAAACAAGAAGCUUGGACUUCGAAAGGAUUUAUAGUUGGAAGAGAGCUAGAGAAAAAGAUAGUCAUUUUCGAGUGCAUGAAGGAGAAACAUGAUCAAUACAUUCAAAAAAUGAUUUAA
Molecule: messenger RNA, 519 nt
Organism: Asparagus officinalis (garden asparagus)
Lineage: Eukaryota; Viridiplantae; Streptophyta; Magnoliopsida; Asparagales; Asparagaceae
Exons: 1
Coding region: 1-519 (172 amino acids)
Source: RefSeq, a predicted model, not a curated record